Molecule: messenger RNA, 2819 nt
Organism: Zonotrichia leucophrys gambelii
Lineage: Eukaryota; Metazoa; Chordata; Aves; Passeriformes; Passerellidae
Gene: MYBL2
Product: MYB proto-oncogene like 2
Exons: 15
Coding region: 250-2247 (665 amino acids)
Biological process (GO): positive regulation of transcription by RNA polymerase II; mitotic cell cycle
Cellular component (GO): nucleus
Molecular function (GO): DNA-binding transcription factor activity, RNA polymerase II-specific; RNA polymerase II cis-regulatory region sequence-specific DNA binding
Source: RefSeq, a predicted model, not a curated record
CAUAACUCUCUUUCAAAGCUGUCCCUUUGGCCCUCUGGAAGUAUUUAAACUUACUUUGUAACUAGAAACACUUUAGUCGGGGAGUGUGAUACAUGUAAAAUUUAUGGCUGACUGACAGAAUUUCGAAGGAGUACAAGUAGCGAGGACCAGGAUGAGCAGCAUUACCAGGACACGGAUUUGGAUGUGCCGGAGCAGCGGGAUGGCAGGUGCAAAGUCAAGUGGACACCAGAAGAGGAUGAGCAACUGAAGAUGUUAGUGAGCCAUUAUGGGCAGAAUGACUGGAAGUUCCUGGCCAGCCACUUUCCUAACCGCAGUGACCAGCAGUGUCAGUACCGCUGGCUCAGGGUGUUGAAUCCAGACCUGGUUAAGGGCCCGUGGACCAAAGAGGAGGAUCAAAAGGUGAUUGAACUGGUUAAAAAAUAUGGCACCAAGCAGUGGACCCUGAUAGCCAAGCACCUGAAGGGAAGGUUGGGGAAGCAGUGCCGGGAGCGCUGGCACAACCACCUGAACCCUGAGGUGAAGAAGUCCUCGUGGACAGAGGAGGAGGAUCGCAUCAUCUUUGAGGCCCACAAGGUCCUGGGGAACCGUUGGGCAGAGAUUGCCAAGCUGCUGCCUGGGAGGACUGAUAAUGCUGUAAAGAAUCACUGGAACUCCACCAUCAAGAGGAAGGUGGACACAGGAGGUUUCCUCAAUGAAACCAAGGAAUCCAAGUCUCUGUACCUCCUUGUGGAGGUGGAUAACAAGGAGAAGCAAAGUCAGACAACAGCUGAGAGCCAGAAUGUCCUGCUAAACUGGCCGGUGGAUGUCUCUGAAAUAAAGGAAGAAGAUGUCAGUGAUGAGGAAGUGACAGGUGUGCAGGAGCUGCCCUUGGAGCUUCCAGCUGCAGAAGUGGCAGAGCAGAACGUGGAAGGGACUCCAGAUGAUGCAGUGCCCGAGGAUGGCACUUCAUUGGUGGAAUCACCAUACAAAUGGGUUGUUGAAGCUGCCAACUAUUUGUACCCAUCUUGUGCCCCAGCACUCAGUGAAGCUCUGGACAUGAUUGAAUCUGACCCAGAUGGGUGGUGUGACCUGACCCAGUUUGACCUGCCUGAGGAGCCCUUGGCUGGCAGCAGCAGCAGUGGCAGCGCCAGCCCGGCCAGACCAGCACCCAGUGAGGCAGCCCCGGCACUGCCCAGUGUCACCGAGUACCGCCUGGAUGGCCACACCAUCUCUGACCUGAGCAGGAGCAGCAAGGGAGAGCUCAUCCCCAUCUCCCCCCACGCUGAGGGCAGCUUUGGCACCCCGCCCUCGGUGCUGAAGAGGCAGAAGAAGAGGAAGAUCUCCCUCUCACCCGUCACAGAGAACGUCACCAGCACCAGCAUGUCCUUCCUGGACUCCUGCAACAGCAUGACACCCAAGGGCACCCCUGUAAAGACACUGCCCUUCUCUCCAUCUCAGUUCUUGAACUUCUGGAGCAAACAGGAUACACUAGAACUGGAGAACCCCUCCCUGACCUCCACGCCUGUGUGCAGCCAGAAGGUGAUUGUCACCACCCCACUGCACAGGGACAAGACCCCUCUGCUCCAGAAGAACUUAGCGUUUGUCACACCAGAUCAGACCUAUGUGGUGGACAACACACCUCACACUCCCACACCUUUCAAAAAUGCCCUGGAGAAAUAUGGACCAAUUAGACCUCUGCCCCAGACCCCUCACCUGGAAGAAGACUUGAAGGAGGUGCUCCGAAGUGAAGCUGGCAUUGAACUCAUCAUCGAGGAUGAUGUGAAGCCUGAGAAACAGAAGAGAAAACAAGGGCUGCGCAGGAGCCCCAUCAAGAAGGUCCGAAAAUCUCUGGCCCUGGACAUUGUGGAUGAAGACAUGACACAAAACCUGCCUGCCCUCCCCAAGACUGUGUGUUUCAAAAGAGCCCAGCCUGUGAAUUUCCUGUCAAGGUCCCUGAACCUGUCCUCCUCGAGCAGGAAGAAUGACAGUGGUUUGCUCAACAGAGCCUUUGUGCAAGUGCAGCCAGAGAAAAUGUCCUACAGGAAAAUGCCAAGCCAUUUCCGACCACCAGAACCGGGCAGAGCAACUCUGAAGAGCUGUAUAAAGGUUAAACAGGAAGAUGACCAGGGCUUGGAAAGCAGUGGCCUGUGGUGGAACUCGAGACCAACUCUUCAUGCAGGAGAAAGCUCGACAGUUUCUGGGCACAUUGAAACAGAGUCACACAUCAAGGACCUUAAUCUUAUCAUGAAGGAUUGUUCUGCUUUCUAAUCUUAUUUUUUAAACCUUUUUAAUAAGUGGAGGGGGAACCACAGGAAAAAAUAUCUUCUGCCAGGCCUUAGUAUAUGGGAGUGGAUUUUUUUCCCUUCAGUUCCCAGGUAGAUCUACAUUGUAAUAAAUGGGGCUAACUGCUGGCUAGUGUGUGGAAUGCAAGCUUUGGGAUCAUUAUGGAAAGGCAAACAAGGGAGGCUUGGAGAGCUGACUGCAAGACCUCUCUCUGCAAGACCUGAGUUCUGGAGAAGUGGAAGCAGCAGCUGUGUUGCACCUUGGAGCAGCAGGUGCUGGAGACUGACCUCCCAGCAUCCCUGGAUUCCUGCUGCUGCUCUGGUACCUCAGCAAUGACUUUGUGAAGGUUCCUGCAUGCCUUGAGUGUCCCUCCUGGCUUUCCCCAGGGGAUGGAGUGUCCCCUGGGCUGGAGAAGGAGGAGGGAGGCUGUGGUGCUAUGGGGUGAGCUGUGCCUGGAGCCCCUUGCUCCCUGUGGGGCUGCUUUGUGCUGCCAUGGCUCCAGCAGGGGACUCUCCCCACGACUGUGCUCCCUCUUCCAAUAAAUGAUGGUGCUCACA